AGGGAAAUCUGAACUCGUAUGUUUGGCUCAACGUGAAUACAACUUUUAAGGUUGUAAUCAAUCGCUUCUGUUUUCCUCCUUCAAACAACAACCAGCUCCUCCAUAUUAUCACCGCGGCUCCAGACGUGAAGAUGUUCAACAGACAGACGAGCCUGUGGAUGGGGGACUUGGACCCAUACAUGGAUGAGGACUUCAUCAAGCAGGCCUUUAGUGCCAUGGGAGAGACGCCAUUUGGAGUCAAGAUCAUUACUCACAGGAUAACAGGUGGUUCUGCAGGAUACUGCUUUGUGGAGCUGGCAGAUGAGUCAAGUGUUGACCGUUCCGUUCAAAGACUGAAUGGAAAACUGGUUCCAGGAUCAAAUCCGCCCCGGAAGUUUAAGCUAAACUAUGCCACCUACGGGAAACGGCCAGAGGCAGGGCCAGAGUUUUCAGUGUUUGUAGGCGACUUGGCCUCUGAGGUGGACGACUUCCAGCUACACCAGGUUUUUAAGAAGUAUACUUCCUGCAAAGGAGCCAAAGUCGUCACCGACCAGUACGGAUACUCCAGAGGUUAUGGUUUCGUCAAGUUCGGUGAGGAGACAGAGCAGAAGAAGGCAAUAGAGGAGUGCCAGGGAACAAUGCUCGGUGGAAAGCCGCUCAGACUCAGUAUUGCUGUGGCAAAGAGCCAGAAGAUGAGCAGCUACCACGGGGGCCAGGGCCAGAAUUAUCACAGCAACUACAACCAGUCUCAGUCCAAUUACUACGGCAGCCAAAGCGGCGGGGGUCAGGGGGGUUACUACCCUCAAUGGGGGGGCUACGAUCAGUACAGUGGCUAUAACAACAGUGGAUACAACAGUGGAUACAACAGUGGCUACAACUACAACUAUGGGCCCUAUGGAUACCCUCCACCAGGCCAAAUGAUGCCACCUCCUCCCACGGGGAUGCCACCUGCGUCCACAGACACUUCAGGAGCUGUAGAGAGCCAUGAGGAGGCUGAGGAUUUAGAGGAGGAUAAUGCAGAAGACCCAACCUCUGCCUGUGACGUGGACCAGUGGAACAAAGACUUCAUGCAGCGCAGCGAGGAGCUGUACGACGCCAUAAUGGACUGUCAAUGGGAAACUCUGGACUCUGUUGACUCCACCAUCACCUUCAUUCCUUGAUAACGUCUUUAUUUUCUCCUCGGAUUCUCCCCAACCCUUGAAUACCUAUCUUUUUCUACGCCCUUAUAGUUUUGAUCUAAAGCUACACUGACGCCUUAUAAAGGCCACCUUAGAUUUACAUGAACCUCUUCAGAUCCUUAAAGUGCAUAAACCUUCACUAGAUUUUAAUGUUUACCAUGUUGGUAAUAUACAGAAGGUGGCUCAAUAAUCAGAGAGGUUACUGUGUGGUUCAUGCCUUUUCAGUAUGCAUUUAUUAGUGUAAGGAUAAAGUGCUGGCAUUGCCCUUUCGGCUGUGGACUGCCAUAGUAGCUGCAGUAAGGUAAACUGAAUGCUGUGUAAAUCUAGCUGCUUUCACUCGUGAACUUGCAUCAACAGAAACAUGUUUGUUUACAGGACAUAAACCUUGGCCUGUAUCAUAACAUUUGCCUAUUUUUCAUCCUGAGAUAAUUUUAUUUUUUUUGUUUUAACCAUGCGUCCUUUGUGUUUAUAAAGUGUUUCAUCAAGGCACCCACCCACUUAAAGGUUUUACUAGGGGCCUGGUAGGAAAAACGCAACUUGUCACUUAUUGUUUGUGGAUCCAUGUUGAAAUGGUCUCACCACUAGAUGUUAACUUUGCUCAGUGAAUAUGGCCCAAGCUCUUUCGGUAGUAAAUGAAAACUAUGCCUUUAUUGUCAUUUGCCAUGAACUAUAAUAGAUUUUGAAAAGUGUCAGUCAUUCUUGUUUUUUUAAUUUUUAAUGAAGGAACUGUCCUGGGCUUGUGAAUUUUAAAAUUUUCUCAGAUUUAACGAACAUUAUCUGGGUCAAGUUGUGUAAAAAAAACAUUGACACAUGUUGAUAUUGAGUUUACCAAACCGGUAGCAAACCGAAGUAUAAUUUAUGACUGUUUUUCCAGACAAGGAACUUUCUUUUCUGUUUAACAGCUGAAUGGUACAACCUCCCAAAUCUUCUAAGCGCUGUGAAACUGUGUCAUGAUUUUGUGAGGUAGACAGUUGAAUCGCUGUAGCAGAUGUUUUGUAUGUUUUCUUUGUGAAGACAUUUUAUGGGGGAAAAAGGGAGGCAAUGGUUUUGUGUCUUCUUUUUUAGAGAAGUAAAGACUAAUGUGUUUCUCUUGA
This is a messenger RNA of Platichthys flesus (European flounder), 2251 nucleotides long. It is a transcript of the gene trnau1apb, whose product is annotated as tRNA selenocysteine 1 associated protein 1b. Gene Ontology annotation, molecular function: RNA binding. The transcript has 9 exons. Bases 132 to 1139 code for a protein of 335 amino acids. Lineage: Eukaryota; Metazoa; Chordata; Actinopteri; Pleuronectiformes; Pleuronectidae. The record is from RefSeq and is a predicted model, not a curated record.